AUGACACUUGUCGGAGUUCACUUUGAAGCCAUAUUUUCUGACUAUGCGGAGGAGAUCAGCUAUCAUGCUGUGUGCCUGCAUCAGAUCCCUCCAGCUGGUGAUGGUGUGAUGAACAGUCAAGUCAUCGGCGUAUCCCGUCAGGCAGUGCAACACGCGUUCCCAGCCUACGACUUCCGCAAGUUCUCGAAGCGGCUCCCGCAAGAUGUUCCAAGUGAUGUGGACUUGCCAUCUCCGGAGGAGCAGUUGAGUGGUGAUCGUGUGGCGAACCAGGCGUUUGAGCCUGACUAUCGCUUGUUUGGGGCUGUAGGACUGGAUGCAGAUACAAGGGAGCUACUGAACGAAGGACGUUCAGGUGGGUCGGAGGAAACAGCGAGACAAUCGGCUAGCUCACGCGACCUUGCUGAUGUUGGUUCUCCUUUGGGGCCAGUAGUGGCCAGAGUGGGAGAAACAAGUCCAAAGCCUGUGCCAGCUCCUGGUUUGGGUGGGGGUGAGCUUGUUUCGGCAACGCCAGCUCAAGGCUCUGUACAGAAGCCAUCGGGCAGCAGUGGUGUGCGUGUGGAAGUGGACGAGGUCGAGCUGAUCCCAGAUUAUUCACAACUUCCGGAGCAUCCAGCGGCUCCUUCUUCGUGGACUGGUCGUGCAGUGCAGCCAGGAGUAUCUCAAGAUGCUGUGGGCUAUGGGCCAGGUCCUUUGGAUUCGCUCUCUAGCAUGCUUCAGGGCUUGUUGGCCGAACAGUUAGCGCCUGUGCUUCAAACCCAAAGACUGCUUGCAGAUAGGUUAGAGCGGCUGGAAAGCUCCAGGGGGUCAAUGUCUCAAGACUCGGCUGAGCAGAGCCACGACCUGUUGCUGCGCUGCCUGGAAGUUUCCCUUUGGAUGCUGGCUUUGGUGGUGGUGUCAUGGGUCCUUGUGGUGGUACAAUGGGCUUGGGAGCAGCAACCUCAGGAUAUGGAGGAGGAUGUCAGGGUGUCCAUUUCAGAGUUGCCGAAGCUGGAAGUUAAGGAACAUGAACGGGACUUGGCUCCUCUUCUGUCGGGAGACUGGUUGGCAAUGAUCAGCCCGGCCAUGAAGGACAUCUCGCCCACUAGCAGCACAUGGUGGUCUCAGGUUGUAGAUGCAGCAACUUCCUACUAUCAGGAAUGGUUGAUGUGUGAUCCGGUAACGCGGCUCUCAUUGCAACCUACAAAACCAUAUCGGUUUGAACACACCAAGUAUGCACGGGUUGAGCAGCGAGCCUUGACGAUGCUGUUGCGUGCUGUGCCUACUGUGAUCAGGGAGGAGUUGGUUGCGAAUCGGAAACUAUCAUGCAUUGAGCUCAUAGCCUUGAUUCACACAACCUAUCAACCAGGCGGGUUGAAGGAAAGAGCUGCAUUGCUGCGCUAUCUCACGAACCCUGACGGAUGCACUGAACCAGUAGCCGCACUCCGUAGUAUCAAACGGUGGUCACGGUGGAAGUGUAGAGCAGCCGAGCUGCACAUCUCUACUCCAGAUCCCACUCUACUGCUAGGAGGUGUGGACACGAUGGUGUCAAAAGUGUUUGCGCAGUACCCGGAAACACAGUUUAGGAUCUCGUCCUACCGAUUUGCAAAGAGCGUUGAUCACCAGCCUACUGAAGCUAAGAUAGUGGAGCUGGUGAGGUUCGUUCAGGGUGAACUUGAGACUUUGGUGUCGUCGGGUACCGUGAAGUCCAAGUCGAAGGCAGAUGGGGAUGCAGAUGCUGGCAAGCGUCUGAGGGUUGCGGACCCUGAGGCCAAAGGAAAAGGGAGAACUAGAGAUGACACUUCGAAGGGUGCUGAGGGUAAGGGCAAGGAGAUUUGCAAGCAUUGGAGAACUGACAAGGGUUGCAAAUUCGCCAAGGCCUGCAGGUUUGCUCAUGAUCCAUUGCUUCCUUCAGAAAAGCGUUGCUUUGCUUGCUCAGCACUCAACCACAUGCGGUCGGAGUGCCCUUAUCAGCCUAAGGACGGACGCGCCUCAGAUGCGCACAAGGGAAAGGGCAAGGGAAGUGAAACAAUAGCAAAGGCUAGUGCCCAAGCCUCAACUCCCUCAUCCUCCAGCAAUCCCGUGCCAGCCUCUCAAUCCUCCUGCCAGGCCCCUGCAACUGAACCUGGAGACAUUCUUAAGAAAGCUGCUGCUAUGAUUGAGACCCUGCAAACUUCCAUAAAGACUGUAGCUGACGGAUACGGGCGUAGGCCAGGUGGUAAUGACCCCACGGGCCUAAUAGACUCAGGUGCAUCUGCUUGUAUGCGCGCCAAGGUUGAGGGUGAUGUUGUUACUGGGGUUCGUGUGGUGUCACUUGCUCAGGGCGAGGCCGAGGUUGAGGUCAACCAGGCAGGAACGCUGUUGACAUCGCAACCCAUCGAACCCAUAGUGUCAGCCAGACACCUAAUCAAGUGUGGCUUCAAGAUCACGUGGUCCCGGAGGGCGUUCUUGCUACUUGAUCCUCAAGGUGUGGCGGUUCCCGCGGUCAUCCAAGCUGGUUGUCCUCGUGUCACGCGUUCGGUUGCGCUAUCCCUCAUUGAUUUCAUUGAGAAAACGUCCUUGGAGGAAGGGGCAGCUGUUGAAGACUCUGUGAGGGUUGCUAGGGCUUUGUGUACCGAUGGGACCGACCCUUGGCCGGUUGGAAUGGCAAAGCUAAAGACGAGCUGUGAGGACGGUGAUCUGGUCAAGGCUCAAGCGUGGCAUCGGAUUACGCUGCAGUCACUUUUCCCUGAGGUUCCCCGUGACUUGGUGGAUAGCGCUUCCUCGUUGGUUCCUCCUGAAGGGGUAAAAGGGGUGUUGAAUCGCCGAAGAAGGAGGUCGAGGGAUGGUGAGUCUAGAUGGGGACUUCCUGACCUCUCGCAAGUUGAGCUGGACAAGGUUAAGGCUGACGAUGAGCUAUGGGUUAAGCAGCUGUUCCUGAGUAUGGCCGCACAGUGGGGUUUGCAUGAAACUGGCGUGGGUGUGAGGUGGGCGCCGGGGUUAAUUGAAGCGGUUGAGCAGUAUUUGACUGCGAUUGCAACCAAGUAUUUUCUGGCAGCUAACUUGUCAGUUCCGGUCGAUGUUCAUGUUGCGGGGGGCGAGGAGCCAGUUGCUGAGAACCCUGACAAGCAAGCACUCAGCGCAAGGGAAGAGCCAGCGGAGUGGGAACAAGCUGGCGAUUACAAGGAGCCUGACGCUAAGCACAAAAAGGCGGGCGAGCUGCUUCCAGAAGAAGGGGUUGACGAGGACAGCUAUCUAAGUAAGGUAAAAAUGGUGAACAUUCCUUUUGGAAUUCCUUUGAAGGAUAAAGGGGCUCAAGAGGUUCUGAGGGCACUGAAGCUCAUCGAUGCUCGCGCGUCCUGUCUUGGGAUAAAAAUCGCUCGUUUUCACUCCGACAAGGGUGCUGAAUUUGACAACCGCUAUGUCAGAGACUGGGCUGCUUCAAGAGGAAUUUGGAAGUCCUCUACGGGGGGUGACAACUGGCGCUCAAAUGGCGCGGCAGAAGCCUUAGUCGGGAUUCUCAAGGACUCGGUCAGGGUUCUCUUGCGGGAUGCGCAGUUGGGCCCAAAGGACUGGCCAUACGCCUUGAGGCAUGCAGCCGGGAGGUUGUUUCAGUCCAGGGUGAAAAUGCUGGGUUGGGAUCUACCGUCUCUUGUUCCCUUUGGGGCAAAGGUGUUUGUUCAUCGCCGAACUUGGCAUUUGAAGAAAGAUGCUGACAAGGAGUGGGCUGCCAAGGCCGUUGAAGCCAGAGUUCUCGCUCCAGCGCUUGAGAUUGAUGGAGGGUAUCUCGUGCGAACCGUCAGGGAUGAGCUGUACAAUACCAGCUGUGUGUACGAAAAUGUUGAAUAUCUUGAUCCAGCUAGGUUUGUCAUUCCUGAAGACAAGGCGACGGAAGCGAUUCCCCUUCAGUCCUCUACACGCCGUAGGUACAGGGCCAAGACUACCGUUGCAAGUGUUCAUGAAGAUCCCGAGGACUUGAAAGCACAAGAGCUCGUUGACACGAAGCCGUUUCCGUUGACAGCGGCAGUCAACUUUCUCUUAGGCUCGUCGUGGAUUCGAACCCGCCAGGCCAAACAAAGGCCAUUGAUGCGUGAAUCCGCCGGCACUUGUAAGGUAGUAGGCUUCUUUCAGCACGGGGGCGUGAAUGGGGUCACGACUUCCGCAAAGCGCAGUCCUGGAUUUGCUAGGCUCGUGAAUUGCAUCCUUCGCGAAGUUGCCCCUGAAGACACUUGGUCCACGGUGGCGGUCCUCGAUCAGGUCAAGUCGGCCCCUCACAAAGACAGGUACAAUGACAGUUCCCCAAGUUUGGUCCUGCCGCUGGCGGUGCCGCCCUUGGGCGGUGGAAUCUGGGCAGAGUGCCCUGAUGGCAACGACGUGAGACUGGCUUCAACAGCCUGCGCAAGUGAUGAGGCGCAAGGCCGGGGGAGCAUGAAUCUUGGCCGGGAAUCUGCGGUGGUUCCUAGCGUUGACACUUCUCAAACAUGUGCAGGAGCUGAGGCGCAGGGUGGGGGGAGUGUGGUUGUGGAUGAGGGACUCGUAGGAGACCUAAAUUCGUCUUUGGCUAGGGAGUUGAUCGCCCCUGCCAACCUUGCUCGCAUCGGUCAAGGAAAUGAUGAGGCUCUGGGACUUAGUAAGGCCUGGGUAGCGGGUCGGGGUUCUGGAUGCUUGGGCGUUGAGUGCGGGGCGUGUGUGAAGGACUCUGCUGGGGUCUGCUCGCUCUGUGAGAGAGAUGUUUUGUCAGUGGGUCGUUCUUUAAAGGCUUCGCCAUCGUUGCUUGGACGUUUCGAGGAUGGGAGCUUCGUUGAUGGGGUGUUUGGCGAGGGGUUCGAGGGGCCAUUUGAUGCUCUUGAUGCUCGUCAGCCCGGUGUUGGAGUGCAGGUGGAAGGUUCGGGAGCGUGCGGGUCGGUUGGGUCUGCAGGUCGUGAUGACUCUCGGAUCGCCUGUCUCAGAAAAGCUGAGUGCGGAGCACUAGGCGGAACUUCGUUGUCAGGUAGUGGUUUAGGUAAGGUUGUCCCUUCCCUUCUCCCCUGUUUCCCCGAUACUUGGCAGUUGUAUGAGUCUGGUGCGUUUGAGGGUGAUGAGGAUGAGGGUUCGGUUUCAUUGGGCCUUUGUCCGGGUGAAGUUGACCCUGAAGUGUCACUUAGGAACCUAAAGGGGUGGUUGAGUGACGAGGGCAGGGCUCAGUGUAGACAGCAUGCGGAUGUGAGCCAACGAUGUCAAGCAGAAGAUGCUAUAAGGCAUGCCGUAGUUCGGAAGAUUCUUGAGCUUGAGCAAGCCAGCUGUGCCAAGGCUGGUGAAGAGCUAGAGUACAGUUUGUUGCCAGAUGCUGAGGUUCUGUGCACGCAUACGGUGCCGUUGAUUGAAGUUGAGCGGUACUAUGAUCUUUGGAAGGAGGCUCUCGAAAAGGAGCUGCAUUCGAUGAUCGAUGAAAAGCAGGCUCUCAGAGUGAUUUCGGAGGCAGAGCUGACCAAGUACCAAGAAGCCGGAACGCGUGCCAUGAUCAUCCCAAGUAAGCUGGUGUGUACCAGAAAGAGCGGUGGUAGAUUCAAGGCCCGGUUGGUGGCCUGUGGCAACUAUGUUGAUCUUAGUGGCAAGGACGGCGAAAGUCGGAGUGCAAGCGUGGAUCUGUAUGCCGGCGGAAUUGAUGCCGCGGUACUGAGACAGGUGUUAGCGCUCGCAGUCAAGAAGAGGUGGUCAGCCGGAUCCACUGACGUGUCUACAGCAUUUUUGAAUGCUGAGCUUCUGGAUCGCCAGAGCCCGCUCACUAAGCCGGCGCCCCUCUCUCAGCAAGUUCCGUCAGAAAUUGUUGUGCUCCGCCCACCCUCGCUGUUGGUCAAGCAUGGUUUGGUGCCUCCACGCAGCUUCAUGCUUGUCUUGCGGGCUGUUUACGGCCUGGACCAAUCUCCGCGUGACUGGGGCAUACGCCGCGACAAGGAUCUGCGCACUGUUCGGUUGAUGCUUGGCAACCGUGAAUGUCGGUUGGUGAUGUCGGCUGUUGACAACAAUCUGUGGUUCUUGACUACUGGCUGCAAGUCGGACCCUGUGAUGGCUUGUUUGAUGGUGUACGUUGAUGAUCUUCUUGCUACGGGACCGUUGGCUGUAAUUCGGCCGCUGCUUGCUGAGAUCUCCAAGCUUUGGCAAUGUGGCGCGGUAUCUUUUCUACCUGAGAACACGUCUGAGGUGCCCCUGGUGUUCUUUGGGUAUGAAAUCAGGCGAGUUGGUCGGAGCUUUCAUCUCAGCCAGCGAGACUACGUAACGGAGCUUGCUACAAGGUAUCGUGACCUUCCCGCUCCCUCCACACCUCUUCCCCCAGGAACCUUGGACAUACCGCCUGCCGAGGUGCAAUCAGCCAGCGACCUUAAACAGUGCCAGGCCAUGCUAGGCGAAGCGCUGUGGGUUAGUACACGAACUCGGCCAGAUGUUGGCUUCGCUGUUUCUCGUCUUUCUCAAGCGAUGUCCAAGAAUGCAGCUGCAGUUAGGCCACUUUGCAUUCACUUGCUAGGGUAUCUGUAUCGCACCAAAGAUUUUGGCCUCUUGUACACAGACCAGUAUCCAGCUCAGGGGGAGACGGGUUCGGUUGCUUCUGUCAAUGGCAAGUAUGUUGUUGAGGCCCAAACAGACGCUGCGUUCGCACCCACAUGUGAGAGAUCGCACGAGGCCACAAUGGUUUACUCUCUGGCGUCGUUGACGGGUUGGCUGUCAACUCGACAACCCUUUGUAGCAGCUAGUACGGCCGAAGCCGAACUACUUUCCGUGACCACUGGCUUCUCGUACGGGAGAUCGCAGCGCUUCGUGAUUGAGGAAAUCGAGGGUUGCAAGGUAGACUUGCGGAUCCUUAACGACAAUCUCGCGGCUACCACGAUAUGCAAUGCUCAGUCCACCAAUUGGCGGACUCGCCAUCUGCGUAUUCGUGCAGCACAUUUGCGGCAGCAGAUCAGCGAUGGUGAAUGUUCAGUAUCUCACGUUCCAGGUGAAUGCAACACCGCAGAUUUAGGAACCAAGGCACUCCAGCCAUCGCGGUUCGAAAGGCUCCGGGCAAUGAUGGGAGUCUUGAGUUUCUCUGAGGUCACUGUUCGCGAACGCACCAGCUCUGUGGUUGUCUCGUCAGGUCCACCGGUAGAGGAAGCUCUCAGGGUCAUUGUCGCUGCACUUUGCGUGGCGUCAGCAAAGGGUCAACCGUUGAGUGAUGGUUCUGAUGACUUUGUCUUCUGGAGAGUUGUGUUGCUUUGGAGCGUGUUUGUGAUCGUUGCUUGGGAGAUGUUCAGGUGGGGCUGCCGAGUGUGUUACCGGAAACUCACAAGCUGGGAUAUGCCUGAACCAGACCCAGAAGCCUCCGAAUCUGAGAGGGAGCAGGAGCCUGAUGAAGAGGAUCUCAUUGAAGAAGCUGACAGGCCCCAGCAUGAUGCUGAGCCUCGUGAUGAAGAUCCUGGUGUAAUGCCCUUUCGGUACAUUGAUGACGUUGUGUACGUUGCUCCACAUAGGCCAACAUCUGCACACCCCACAGAACGAGAGCAGCAGGCCAUAGGGCAGGCAGGGGUUAGGAGGCGUCAUGCUUUGAGAGUUUACGCUCCCGAACCUGGUGAUGAGCCACCGCCGCAUGACAGAGGUGUUGGUUCUGAACAUGUUCUUAGGGCAGUCGAGCGUGAGUGGGCCGGCAUGCUGACCCAUCAAGUAGUCGUUAGGGUCUCCGACCUCGCGCCACUCCCAAGUUUUCAGGGUGGAGGGCCACUGGGGCAUCUUGUCGAAGUCAGGGAGCGGGCUGAGGUGUUGUAUGGGAUGCUGAACAGGCCCCCGUUGAUACCUAUCGUGCUUCACCCACAUUGGCCUCCGCCACCACAGCUGACGGUAAGAGAGCUUCGGAUGAUGGCAUCUGAGUGGGGUGGUCCUGCGAGUUCGCUGCAUCAAGAACCACCUCCGGCUUACCACACUGAUCAGUACAUCUACGUGCCUGAGGUGAGACCACGGGUUCUGGUGAGAUGGCAUAUGAGGCCGCGUGUGAGAUUAUUCAGCCCAGUGCGGACAACUGCGCCGAUUCCUCUCACUGCCCUUACAGGGGCGCGACGUACGCUGCAAGAGUUUGUCAAUGGGGACAGGGUCAUCUGGGAUGAUCACUUCAUGGAUCCAGAUCAUGCAAGGCGGCAUGAAGAUCAGCAGUGGAGAGGACGUACCGAGUUCGAAGUAGAUCUCGAUGAGUUGGCGAGGCUUCAAGGAAGAGAUGUGGACCCUGAUGAGGUCUGA
Symbiodinium natans is the source of this 8193-nucleotide messenger RNA. The record is from the annotation of a GenBank genome assembly. NCBI's taxonomy places the organism in Eukaryota, Dinophyceae, Suessiales, Symbiodiniaceae.